Molecule: messenger RNA, 8045 nt
Organism: Daucus carota subsp. sativus
Lineage: Eukaryota; Viridiplantae; Streptophyta; Magnoliopsida; Apiales; Apiaceae
Product: serine/threonine-protein kinase TOR
Exons: 58
Coding region: 153-7649 (2498 amino acids)
Biological process (GO): protein phosphorylation; TOR signaling; negative regulation of macroautophagy
Cellular component (GO): TORC1 complex; TORC2 complex; nucleus
Molecular function (GO): protein-containing complex binding; protein binding; protein serine/threonine kinase activity
Source: RefSeq, a predicted model, not a curated record
UUUCAUCUCACAAGUUACAGCUCUCUCUAGUCUGUAGUAAAGUGUAGUCGGAGUGUUACUAAAUUGUUUGUAUCGCAUCUGUAUGUAUGUAUGUACCUAAUUAUUUAUUUAGUUGAUUCGAUGUACCGGGGAUUCAACUAGGGUUUUUGGGUAUGAGCACCGCCGUUCAAUCGCACCGUUUCUGUGCUCCGGCCGCCGCUACCGCCGCCGGAAACCAAGAUGCACUUAACAGAGUAUUGGCUGAUCUCUGCACCAGAGGCACUCCUAAAAAUUGUUUUUGUCGGGUGCUUUCAUGCUUUAUUGGAUGCUUCCAGGCGAUUGAUACUUAUUUCGAUUGUUGCUCGCAAGACGGUGCUACGUUGGCUUUAAGAAAACAUGUGGAGGAAGAAUCUCGUGAUCUUAGUGGGGAGGCUUUCUUCCGUUUUAUGGAUCAGUUGUACGAGAGAAUAACUAGUCUAUUAGAAAGCAAUGAUGUUGCUGAAAAUUUGGGAGCUCUAAGAGCUAUUGAUGAAUUAAUCGAUUUAAAAUUUGGCGAGAAUGCCUCAAAGGUUUCAAAGUUUUCCAACUACAUGAGAACUGUGUUCGAGUCAAAGCGGGAUCCUGAAAUAUUAAUCCUUGCUAGUAGAGUUCUUGGUCAUUUAGCCAGAGCUGGUGGCGCAAUGACAGCAGAUGAGGUGGAGUGUCAGGUAAGAAAUGCACUAGAGUGGCUUCGUGGUGAACGAGUUGAAUAUCGUCGUUUUGCUGCUGUCUUAAUCUUGAAAGAAAUGGCAGAGAAUGCUUCAACAGUAUUUAAUGUUCAUGUCCCUGAGUUUGUGGACGCUAUAUGGGUUGCGCUGAGGGACCCAACACUGGCUGUUAGAGAGCGGGCUGUGGAGGCCUUGCGUGCUUGUUUACGUGUUAUCGAAAAGCGAGAGACACGUUGGCGUGUACAGUGGUAUUAUCGUAUGUUUGAAGCUACUCAAGAUGGAUUGGGUAGAAAUGCUCCUGUUCACAGCAUACAUGGUUCUUUACUUGCAGUGGGUGAGCUGCUAAGGAAUACCGGUGAGUUCAUGAUGUCAAGGUACAGAGAAGUAGCAGAAAUCGUUCUGAGAUACUUAGAACACCGAGAUCGCCUCGUCCGUCUUAGCAUAACAUCUCUGCUUCCUCGUAUUGCACAUUUCUUGCGUGAUCGUUUUGUGACAAAUUAUCUUACGAUAUGCAUGAAUCACAUUCUUGCUGUCCUUAAAAUACCUGCUGAACGUGCUAGUGGAUUUAUUGCUCUUGGGGAAAUGGCCGGUGCUUUGGAUGGCGAACUUCACAAUUAUUUGCCGACAAUAACUUCUCACAUUCGUGAUGCAAUUGCUCCUCGUAGAGGCAGGCCCUCACUUGAGGCUUUAGCUUGUGUUGGAAACAUAGCAAAAGCAAUGGGGCUUGCUAUGGAACCCCAUGUGCUCAGUCUUUUGGAUUCUAUGUUUGCUGCUGGUCUAUCCUUUACACUAGUAGAAGCCCUUGAGCAGAUAGCUGUCAGCAUCCCAUCGUUGUUGCCUACUAUUCAAGAUCGAUUGCUGGAAAGCAUUUCAGCAGUUCUUUCACGAUCCCGUAAUACCCAAGCAAAGCCUUCUAUGACGCCAACUCGAACUAAUGUCACGAUUACCACUCAGCAAAUAUCAGAACUUAGUGAUUCUGCUCUAGUGCAGUUGGCUUUGCAAACUCUUGCACGGUUUAAUUUCAAGGGUCACGAUCUACUCGAGUUUGCAAGAGAAUCUGUUGUCAUAUAUUUGGAAGAUGAGGAUGGGCUUACUAGGAAAGAUGCUGCUCUUUGUUGCUGCAAGUUAGUGGCCAGUUCAUUCUCUGGUAUGUUGCCUUCCCAGUACACCUCUAGCAGGUCCAGUCGAGUUGGGGGAAAGAGAAGACGUCUUGUUGAAGAGAUUGUGGAAAAGCUGCUCUGUGCGGCAGUGGCUGAUGCUGAUGUUAUUGUUCGGCAUUCGAUCUUCUCUUCCUUGUAUGGGAAUGUAGGUUUUGAUGAUUUUCUUGCACAAGCUGAUAGUUUGACUGCCAUAUUUGCGGCUUUGAAUGAUGAGGAUUUUGUAGUUCGUGAAUUUGCGAUAUCUUUAGCUGGUAGGUUAUCCGAAAAAAAUCCAGCUUAUGUUCUUCCAGCACUUCGUCGCCAUCUUAUACAGUUGCUGACAUAUUUAGAACAAAGCAGUCCUGAUAGCAAAUGUAAGGAAGAAAGUGCAAACUUAUUGGGUUGCUUAAUUCGGAAUUGUGAACGGCUAAUACUUCCGUACAUUGCUCCAAUACACAAGGCACUUGUGGCAAAACUAAGUGAAGGGACAGGUGUAAAUGCUAAUAAUGGCAUUAUCAGUGGAGUUCUGGUCACUGUUGGGGAUCUUGCCAGAGUGGGUGGUUAUGCUAUGAGACAAUAUAUUUCAAAACUCAUGCCGUUAAUAGUUGAAGCAUUGUUGGAUGGUGCUGCCGCAACAAAACGUGAAGUGGCGGUUGCAACUCUUGGUCAAGUGGUACAGAGUACAGGGUAUGUUAUAGCUCCAUAUAACGAGUAUCCUCAGUUGCUUGGCUUGCUAUUAAAAUUACUGCACGGUGACCUGGCAUGGUCUACAAGGCGAGAGGUGUUAAAGGUAAUUGGAAUAAUGGGCGCUCUAGAUCCCCACGUGCAUAAGCGAAAUCAACAGAGCCCGCCAGGCUCACAUGGUGAAGUCACCCGUGCAGCUAGUGAUACUGGACAACAUAUUCAGUCGACAGAUGAAUUACCCAUGGAUCUCUGGCCAUCUUUUGCGACAUCCGAAGAUUAUUUUUCAACGGUGGCAAUCAAUUCUCUGAUGCAAAUUCUUAGGGAUCCUUCCCUAUCUAGUUACCACCAAAAAGUUGUUAGAUCGCUAGUGUUCAUUUUUAAGUCAAUGGGUCUUGGCUGUGUUCCUUACUUACCCAAGGUUUUACCUGAUCUCUUCCACACUGUGCGUACUUGUGAAGAUGGUCUCAAGGAGUAUAUAACUUGGAAGUUGGGUACACUGGUUUCGAUAGUCCGUCAGCACAUUCGUAAAUAUCUACCAGAAUUGCUGUCCCUAAUUUCUGAACUAUGGUCAUCUUUUAGUUUGCCUGCUGCUAAUCGUUCUGGGCAUGGUUCUCCAACUCUGCAUUUAGUUGAACAACUUUGCUUGGCGCUUAAUGAUGAAUUUCGAAUGUAUCUUCCUGUUAUUCUUCCAUGCUGUAUUCAAGUUUUGAGUGAUGCUGAACGUUGCAAUGAUUACACUUAUGUUCCUGACAUACUUCAUACCCUUGAAGUAUUUGGUGGGACAUUGGAUGAACAUAUGCAUCUACUUCUGCCUGCACUUAUACGUUUGUUCAAAGUGGAUGCUUCCGUGGAAAUAAAGCGUUCAGCUAUCAAAACUUUGACAAGACUGAUCCCCCGGGUGCAGGUCACAGGUCAUAUAUCAGCUCUUGUGCAUCAUCUGAAGCUUGUUUUGGAUGGGAGAAGUGAUGAGCUCCGCAAGGAUGCAGUUGAUGCACUUUGUUUUCUUGCUCAUGCCCUUGGAGAGGACUUCACCAUUUUCAUUCCAUCAAUUCACAAAAUCUUACUGAGACAUCGGUUGCGACAUAAGGAAUUCGAAGAAAUUGAAGGACGCUUGCAAAGACGCGAGCCACUAAUUUUAGGAAGUACAGCUUCCCAGAGAUAUAAUCGACGACCUCCUAUUGAGGUUAUUAGUGAUCCACUUAGUGACGUGGAGAAUGAUCCAAAAGAAGAUAAACUGGAUAUGCAGAGACAGCUCAAAAGUCACCAGGUUAAUGAGGGUAAAUUACGAACUGCGGGGGAGGCCUCUCAGCGCAGUACAAAAGAAGAUUGGGCAGAGUGGAUGAGACAUUUUAGCAUUGAGCUUCUAAAGGAAUCCCCCUCACCGGCUCUACGGACCCGUGCAAGGCUUGCUCAAUUACAGCCUUUUGUUGGACGAGAGCUGUUUGCUGCUGGUUUUGUUAGCUGCUGGUCACAGUUAAAAGAUGCUAGUCAGAGACAACUAGUUCGGAGCCUGGAGAUGGCAUUUUCUUCUCCUAAUAUUCCUCCUGAUAUUCUAGCUACCCUCCUAAACUUGGCUGAGUUCAUGGAGCAUGAUGAGAGACCCCUUCCUAUAGACAUCCGAUUACUUGGUGCUCUUGCUGAGAAGUGUCGAGCUUUCGCCAAGGCUUUGCAUUAUAAAGAAAUGGAAUUCGAAGGUGCACGCACAAACAGGAUGGAUGCAAACCCUGUUGCUGUAGUUGAAGCUUUGAUUCAUAUAAAUAACCAGUUGCAUCAGCAUGAGGCUGCAGUUGGGAUAUUAACUUACGCUCAGCAAAACUUGGAUGUACAACUUAAAGAGUCAUGGUAUGAGAAAUUGCAACGAUGGGACGAUGCCCUCAAGGCAUAUACAGCAAAAGCCACUCAGUCAUCUAAUCCUCAUCUUGUUCUGGACGCCACACUAGGACGGAUGCGUUGUCUUGCUGCAUUGGCUCGUUGGGAGGAACUUAACAAUUUGUGCAAGGAAUACUGGACACCUGCUGAACCAGCUGCUCGACUAGAGAUGGCACCUAUGGCUGCACACGCUGCCUGGAACAUGGGCGAGUGGGAUAAGAUGGCUGAAUAUGUUUCUCGACUGGAUGAUGGUGAUGAAACUAAACUUAGGGUGUUGGGAAAUACUGCUGCUACUGGUGAUGGAGGUAGUAAUGGCACAUUUUUUAGGGCUGUUCUGUUAGUUCGUCGUGGGAAGUAUGACGAGGCUCGUGAAUAUGUUGAGAGAGCAAGGAAAUGUUUAGCCACUGAGCUUGCUGCUUUGGUAUUAGAGAGCUAUGAACGGGCAUACAGUAAUAUGGUUCGUGUUCAGCAGCUGUCAGAACUUGAAGAGGUUAUUGAUUACUGUACUCUUCCGGUGGGAAACCCAGUUGCUGAAGGACGCCGGGCCCUUAUUCGUAAUAUGUGGAACGAGCGCAUAAAAGGCGCAAAACGAAAUGUUGAGGUUUGGCAAGCACUUUUAGCAGUUAGGGCACUGGUACUACCUCCUAUAGAAGACAGUGAAACUUGGCUCAAGUUUGUUUCACUUUGCCGAAAAAGUGGGAGAAUUAGUCAAGCAAGGUCAACUUUAGUUAAACUUCUACAGUUUGACCCUGAAACAACUCCUGAAAAUGCACGCUAUUAUGGACCUCCUCAAGUGAUGUUAGCUUACUUGGAGUACCAAUGGUCAGUUGGAGAUGACCAUAAGCGCAAGGAAGCCUUUUAUAGGCUAAAGGAUUUAGCACUGGAGCUUUCAAGUACACCUAGUCUCCAACCAGCUACCGUGAAUAAUAUGAUCGGCGUUACUAGUGAACCACUAAUUGCCCGUGUAUAUCUGAAACUUGGAACUUGGCAGUGGGCACUUUCUCCUGGUUUAGAUGAUGACUCUAUACAAGAUAUCCUCACUGCAUUCAGGAAUGCCACUCAUUGUGCUACCAAGUGGGCAAAAGCAUGGCAUACAUGGGCACUCUUUAAUACAGCAGUAAUGUCACAUUACACUACAAGAGGACUUUCUAAUGUUACCGGGCAGUUUGUCGUCGCUGCCGUCACUGGAUAUUUUCACUCUAUAGCCUGUGCAGCACAUGCUAAAGGAGUUGAUGACAGUUUACAGGAUAUACUCCGUCUUUUAACCUUAUGGUUCAACCAUGGAGCUACCCAAGAGGUUCAACUGGCUCUUCAAAAAGGUUUCACCCAUGUAAAUAUCAACACAUGGUUGGUUGUGUUGCCACAGAUAAUUGCUAGAAUACACUCCAAUAAUCAUGCUGUCAGAGAAUUGAUACAGUCUCUAUUAGUACGGAUUGGGCAAAAUCAUCCCCAGGCUCUCAUGUAUCCUCUGCUUGUGGCGUGCAAAUCAAUUAGCACUUUACGAAGAGCUGCUGCCGAAGAAGUGGUUGAUAAAGUUAGGCAACAUAGUGGUGUACUGGUGGACCAGGCACAACUUGUAUCAAAGGAGUUAAUUAGAGUUGCAAUACUUUGGCAUGAAAUGUGGCAUGAAGCACUGGAAGAAGCUAGUCGUUUAUAUUUUGGUGAACACAAUAUUGAGGGAAUGUUGAAGGUCUUAGAGCCAUUGCAUGAAAUGCUUGAGGAAGGUGUGUUGCGGAACAAUGCCACUGCAAAAGAGAAAUCUUUUAUUCAGACAUAUCGCCAUGAAUUGCUGGAAGCAUAUGAAUGCUGCAUAAAGUAUAAGACGACAGGCAAAGAUGCUGAACUCACUCAGGCUUGGGAUCUCUAUUAUCACGUCUUUAGACGAAUUGAUAAGCAACUUACAACUCUUACCACACUGGACCUACAGUCUGUUUCCCCGGAGUUGUUAGAAUGCCGUGAUUUGGAGCUGGCUGUUCCUGGAACCUAUAAAGCAGAUUCACCCGUGGUUACAAUUGCAUCAUUUGCACCUCAACUUGUUGUUAUUACAUCCAAGCAACGCCCUAGAAAAUUGACGAUACAUGGAAGUGAUGGAGAUGAUUAUGCUUUCUUGCUGAAAGGACAUGAAGAUUUACGCCAAGAUGAACGUGUCAUGCAACUUUUUGGUUUGGUGAACACACUUUUGGAGAAUUCUAGAAAAACUUCAGAGAAGGAUCUUUCCAUUGAACGAUAUGCUGUCAUUCCAUUAUCGCCUAAUAGUGGGUUGAUAGGAUGGGUGCCGAAUUGUGAUACCCUUCACCAUCUUAUCAGGGAGUACAGAGAUGCCCGAAAGAUCACACUUAAUCAAGAACAUAAAUUGAUGCUUGGUUUUGCUCCGGACUAUGAUCAUUUGCCACUUAUAUCCAAAGUAGAGGUGUUCGAGUAUGCUCUUCAAAAUACUGAAGGCAAUGAUUUGGCAAGGGUUCUUUGGUUAAAGAGCCGCACUUCGGAGGUCUGGUUAGACAGAAGAACGAACUAUACCAGAAGUUUGGCCGUAAUGAGCAUGGUUGGGUACCUUCUUGGUUUAGGUGACCGGCACCCUAGCAAUCUUAUGCUUCAUCGUUCCAGCGGAAAGAUAUUGCACAUUGAUUUUGGGGAUUGCUUUGAAGCUUCAAUGAACCGUGAGAAAUUUCCUGAAAAGGUCCCAUUUCGCCUAACCAGAAUGCUAGUGAAAGCUAUGGAAGUUAGUGGCAUCGAGGGUAAUUUUCGUUCAACAUGUGAAAAUGUAAUGCAAGUUCUCAGAACAAAUAAAGAUAGUGUAAUGGCAAUGAUGGAGGCCUUUGUCCAUGACCCCCUCAUCAAUUGGCGUCUUUUCAACUUUAAUGAAGUCCCGCAAAUGUCAACUCUCACAAGUGCUCAUGUCCCCCCAGUUGUAAAUAUUGAUGAAACUGCUUCAAAUCGAGAGCUGCUUCAACCACAAAGGGGUGCUCGCGAGAGGGAACUUCUUCAAGCUGUUCAUCAGCUAGGUGAUGCUAAUGAGGUUUUGAAUGAGCGUGCUGUUGUAGUUAUGGCUCGCAUGAGUCAUAAACUUACAGGCCGUGAUUUUUCUACAUCUGCGUUGGCGACAGCUAACUCUAUACCACAUACACUCGACCACAGUAACUUGAUAGCUGGUGAUAUCCCUGAAGUUGACCAUGGACUAUCAGUCAAACUACAAGUUCAGAAGCUGAUUUUGCAAGCCACAUCAUCUGAAAAUUUGUGUCAAAAUUAUGUCGGGUGGUGCCCAUUUUGGUAGAAGAGAGAGUUGUCUUGGAAUUUUCUCUGUAUAUACAAUGUACAUAGCAUGAAGCCUUGUUGUUCUUAGUAUAGAGAUUAUAUAGUGCAUAAUUAUUAGGGUCUAUGAUUCCAUCAAAUUGUUGACAUGGAACAGAAAAGGUACAUCUCAGACAGUUGGCAAGCUGUACUAGGAAGAAGCCAAGGGAAGAGGUGAUGAUUAAGUAUGUAUAUAAAUUCAGUUUGUUAGGUAGUGAUACCCCAUGUUCAGUUAGUUCUAAGAGUUUCAGGCCAUUAUAUCGAAUCUGCUUGCAGCUAUGUUUUCUGUUAUAUUCAGGGAACAUCACCUGCUACAAGUCACUUUUGUACAGUAUCCUCUUUAUCUAUAUAUGAAAGGUUGACAAGUGUUGUGUGUUUA